Molecule: messenger RNA, 1503 nt
Organism: Rhizoctonia solani
Lineage: Eukaryota; Fungi; Basidiomycota; Agaricomycetes; Cantharellales; Ceratobasidiaceae
Product: aromatic-L-amino-acid decarboxylase
Exons: 12
Coding region: 1-1503 (500 amino acids)
Biological process (GO): amino acid metabolic process
Molecular function (GO): pyridoxal phosphate binding; carboxy-lyase activity
Source: RefSeq, a predicted model, not a curated record
AUGAAUGUGGAAGAAUUCCGACGUGCGGCUUAUGCUGCUGUGGAUGCUAUCUGUGACUAUCAGAAAUCCCUGGAGGACUUGCCAGUCGUUGCGCAGGUUGAGCCUGGAAAUCCGCUCAUUGGAUUCUUCGUUACAGAGGAGGCACCCACAAAAGGCGAAUCUUUUGAUGUGAUCGCCAAGGAUUUCCAAGAAUAUAUCAUGCCUGGGAUAACUCACUGGCAGCACCCAUCCUUCUUUGCUUACUUUCCGGUCGCAAACACUUUUGAAUCCGUACUCGCUGAUAUCCUUGCGGGUAGCAUCACUAACCCUGGGUUCAACUGGGCCUGCAGUCCCGCAUGCACAGAAUUAGAGAUGUUAGUCAUGGACUGGGCGGCCAAACUCUUUGGACUGGAUCCCACGUUUUACGUUGACUCAAAGUCGGGUGGUGGUGUGCUUCUGACUACAGCGUCAGACUCGGCUUUGACUGCCGCUGUAGCAGCUCGGGCUCGCUAUACUAAAGCCCACCCCGAUGUACCUCUCGACAAACUUGUUAUCUACGGAACGUCCCAAACACACUCACUGGGGGCUAAAGCCGCACUCAUACUCGGACUCCAGUUUCGUGCUAUCGAGGAUAAGAAGGCUGGCAUGCACCCAUUUAUUGUCAUUGCAACCGUGGGUACAACUUCUUCCGGUGCUAUCGACAACAUCGAGGAAGUUGGGCAAGCAUUGACCAAAUAUCCAGAUAUCUGGCUUCAUAUUGAUGCUGCGUGGGCUGGAGUUGCAUUGGCUUGUCCCGAGUUCCGAGAGAUCUCUUACUUGGGUGCCAUUAAUGCGUACGCUCACUCGUUCUGCACCAACUUCCACAAGUGGGGACUGGUUAACUUUGACUGCUCGACUCUUUGGGUCCGGGACCGGACACUCCUGACCGAUGCUUUGGACGUUACACCCGAGUUCCUUCGAACUAAACAGGCUGACGCAGGUGCUGUGAUCGAUUACCGUAAUUGGCAUCUUGCGCUUGGUCGGCGAUUUAGGUCCCUCAAGGUUUGCUUCGGUGUUGAAGGAUUCCAGGCGCACAUCCGAAAGGGUGUGGAACUAGCAAAAAUAUUCGAGUCGCUCGUAGAGCAAAGCUCUCUAUUUGAGAUAGUUACCCCUCGCUCCUUCGCACUGGUCGUAUUCCGGCUUCGGACACCCACCGCGCUGCCAACACCCGCCGCUGCAACCCCAAUUGAAGGUUCAGGCCUGAGUCAAGAAAAGGAACUUACUGCAGGCGCUUCGCCCGAUACAACCACUACAGAAGCUCGUCUAAGGCAAUCGUCUCAGACUAAAUCCAAUGCGCUCAAUCGGGCAUUUUAUGCGCGUAUAUCGGCCAGAAAGACUAUCCUCCUCACGCAAACGGAUCUUGCUGGUACUUUCUGCAUUCGAAUGGCGAUUGGAACUGCAAGAACGGAGGAAAAGCAUAUCCGAGAAGCUUUUGAUCUAUUGGUCGAGGAAGCCCAAGAAACAUUGAGAGAGUGGAGGGAUUGA